AUGGACCGUGGUUACUUCUCUGUGGACGCCAUAUUGGCCGCGGAAGAUCGUGUCCCCGUCGUUUUCAAUACCAUGGCGGCCUCGCUCGGUUUCCUUGACCCUGCUUGCAAGGACGAGGAUUUACCUGCCCGCUCGCGCGUGGAGCUUCCCCUAUGGUUGGCUCUGGCUUUGCAGGCCAAAAACAUGGUGCGCGUGGAGCUUCCGAGGCAUUAUUCGGCGCGCUUCAGGGAGGAUUUGUUGGCGGGACCCGAUGCCGUGGACAUUCGAGAGCGCAGCGCCUUCUUCUACGAGACCGGGACGGCCCUCGCCCGUGUCAAGCGGGAUGACCACCUGCAGCGCACGAUGCGGAUGGUCUUUGCCGGGCCCCGAUUUCGGCACAUUUUAGACGCUAGCUUGAACAGCGGAGGGGACGACAUGACAGAUUUCCUCCAGGAUUUGCCCCACGCGGAACGAGCGUUGUUCCACGCCGGCUCCCAGGGCUCCAAGGCCCAGGAGGCGUACAAGAAGGGUACACACGCGCAGCUGGAUAUGGCCGAGGUUUUGAAAGGGGGGAGUGCCCCCGUGGAUAGAACUGUGGGGGGCCAAGGAGGGAAAGAAAGCAAUCCUUCGUUGUAA
Messenger RNA from Nannochloropsis gaditana CCMP526, 615 nucleotides. RefSeq names its product dna replication complex gins protein psf3. Gene Ontology annotation, biological process: mitotic DNA replication initiation. The transcript has a single exon. The coding region runs from base 1 to 615 and encodes 204 amino acids. The record is from RefSeq and is a predicted model, not a curated record. Gene Ontology annotation, cellular component: GINS complex.